Molecule: messenger RNA, 1767 nt
Organism: Astrephomene gubernaculifera
Lineage: Eukaryota; Viridiplantae; Chlorophyta; Chlorophyceae; Chlamydomonadales; Astrephomenaceae
Source: the annotation of a GenBank genome assembly
GGAUGAGGUAACCAACGGUCUGGAUGCCAACACAGCGCUGUCACUGGUUCGGGCGCUUCGAAACAGCAGUGUGCACGGAAACUCCACCGUGCUGGCCACGCUGCUGCAGCCCUCCUCCGAGGUGUUUGAGUGCUUUGACGACGUCAUGCUCAUGGCGUCCGGCACCAUCGUCUUCCACGGACCCCGCGAGCAGCUGCUGCCCUUCUUCGCGUCACUGGGGCUGCGGCCGCUGCCCGGGCAGACGGCGGCGGACUUUGCUCAGGAGGUGGUGGCCAGUCCUGAGGACCAGGCCAAGUACCGGGACGCCUCAGGGGCAGUAGGGGCGCUGCUGCCGGGCCCAGCAGCGGGGACACAAGGGGGAGCAGGCGGCGGCAACAAGUGGAUGUCGCCGCGCCAAAUCCGCAGGGUGUUAGAGGCGGGCGAGCUGGGUCGCCAGCUGGCAGCCCAGGUGGCGGCACCGCCGUACAACCACCCGUUGCAGGACCUGGUGCUCCACUCGCAGCGGUACGGCAUGGCCACCUGGCCCAUGCUGUGGGCGGUGACGCGGCGCGAGGUGGUGCUGUUCGUGCGCAACCCUCAGUUCUUCAUAGCUGGCAUGGUGCAGGUGCUGUUCAUCGCCUUCCUGGUGUCAACUGCCUUUGUCAACCUGCGCAAAAGCAACUUCAACGACGCCAACCUCUUCCUCUCCGUCAUCUUCUUCUCCCUCACUACCGUCUCCAUGGGUGGCUUCAGCGCCACUCCCGCCUUCAUUAAGCGCCUGGCUGUGUUUUACAAGCAGCGGGACCACCGCUUCUACACGCCCACCACCUAUGCGCUCGGGAUCUGUGCCGUACGAGUCCCGGAGAUGAUGCUACAGGCCUUUUCGUACACCAUUAUGGUUUACUUCUCUGUGGGCUUUGCGAACGACGCCGGCAGGUUUUUCCUCAACCUGCUGAACCUGGUGGCGAUUGGAUUCAACAACGUCACCCUCUUUGUCAUGUUGGGAGCCUUCACUCGUAGCGACAUCGUCACUCAGGGCCUGGGCGCCGUGAGCCUCAUGGUGAAUGUACUCGUUUCAGGAUUCCCGAUUGCCAGAACCUCCAUCCACGGCUGGUGGAUAUGGCUGUACUGGCUGCUACCCACCAGCUGGACCUUCCGCAGCAUGGCGAUCGUGGAGCUGACCUACCGCGACUGGGCGGGGCACGAGGAGGGCAGCCAGGUGGCGGUCGGGGAGAACGCCCUGCUUACCCGCGGUUUCUACAAGGAGUGGUACUGGGUGUGGGCGGGCAUCGGCUACGUGAUCGGCGUCUCGCUCUUCCAGUUGGGCCUUGCGAUUGCGGCGCUGACGUGGCUCGGACCCGUACGCGGCACCGGCAGUGGACCCGAGGAGGAAGUUGAGGACGACGACCUGCACCUGUCGCCUGUCGUGACCCAUGGGUCGGACCAGCCCAGCCAAUACAACGGUGCUUACGGUGCCAGCAACCGGGGCCAGCAAACAGCCGACUCCGAUGCAGGCGCCGCUCCUGCCACCAUUCGAACCCAGUCUCGCGCGGUUCCGGCUGUAGUACAGGCGGAGGAGGGACGCGCGCAGACGCCCCGCAGCGCAUGGCAGGACGGCGGAGCGGCGGGGGGUGCUACGGAGGGCAGCGGCCGUCGCGGUGCCGUACCCAUGAGUGGAGCCGUACAGAUGGCGGGAACAACAGCAGCAGCAGCAGGAGGCGCCGGUGCCGGCAGUGCCGCGGAUGCUGUGGCAGUGGACAUGCGGGGAGCGGCAGCAGCAGCAGCGAG